AUGGAGAGCCAAAAUUCAGUGACCGAUUCUUUUGGAGACCGAAACUCCGAGUUGUCGAUGGGACUUGAUGCCGCUCGAUACUAUCUUUCCAAGUCUGUGAAAAAUUCAACAAAACAGCAGUACGACCGCGUGUAUGAUGUUUGGCGGAAUUUUUGUCAAAGAAACGAAUUGGAAGAGUUUGGAGCCAGCCAUGAACAAUUAGCCGCUUGUCUCUCCCUCGUGAUGAUGCGAGACAAAUCAUAUUCGAAAGUCGUAAUGCUGAGUGCCGCGGUUACUAAUGAGUACCGUAUUCGCAUGCUGCCAUCGCCUACGACUCACGAAACGAUAUCCACAUUGUUUCGUGGAUUCCGAAAUGAACAUCCUCAAACACGUACUGCUAAGUUACCUAUUACUGAAGAAAUUCUUGACAAGUUUUAUAACCACCUCUACCAAACUAAACAUGGGAGGGAUGGAUUGCGUGCGUCUGUUGUUUUGUGGCGCACAAUUUGGAGAAUUUCAAUGGAGUAUCAUACUCUUGGAAGGAUUAGCGAUAUCGUCAAGUUGCGUAGGAGUGACGUCAAAUACGUUACGGAUCCUUCACCCCAUUUGAGGAUCCUAUUCAAGGGCGGAAAAAAUGACCUGUACACUGAAGGAGCCGAGCGAGUAGUUGCAUCGAAUCCAACUGUCAAGCGUUGUCCUGUUCAGCUCACUUUAAACUACUUCAAAUAUUUAGGAACAUCCUAUAUCGGCUAUCUUGUUCCUUCGUGUUUGGCAAAAAAUUUUCCGAAUCCAGACAAAUCGGUACCUUAUAGUGGAGCCCUGGCUGACAUGAAGAAAUUAAUGGACUCCUUGGGGUAUGAUGGGAAACUUUAUGGUGAGCAUUCCGGAAAAAGAGGUGGAGCGACAACCGCCGCAGCCCAUGGUGCAACUGACAAACAACUCAAACGUCUUGGAGGCUGGCGUUCCGACGCGAUGCCUGCCAAAUAUGUAGAUCUUUCGAUUCCAAGUCGUUUAUCAAUGUCAGAGUUGUUGCAGAAAAAUCAAAAUGAUACAAACACAGUCUGAUGGGAAUCUUCUUUUGUCGUGCAAUGAAAUUAAACAAAAAAGCUGCCAUAAAUUGUUUCCGCAUUUUUUUUUAUUUUUUUUUAUUUGAUCAUCCAACAGAU
Daphnia magna is the source of this 1145-nucleotide messenger RNA. RefSeq lists its product as uncharacterized. Gene Ontology annotation, molecular function: DNA binding. The record is from RefSeq and is a predicted model, not a curated record. NCBI's taxonomy places the organism in Eukaryota, Metazoa, Arthropoda, Branchiopoda, Diplostraca, Daphniidae. Gene Ontology annotation, biological process: DNA integration; DNA recombination. The transcript is spliced from 3 exons. Bases 1 to 1044 code for a protein of 347 amino acids.